Molecule: messenger RNA, 5030 nt
Organism: Conger conger (European conger)
Lineage: Eukaryota; Metazoa; Chordata; Actinopteri; Anguilliformes; Congridae
Product: short transient receptor potential channel 5-like
Exons: 11
Coding region: 155-3259 (1034 amino acids)
Biological process (GO): calcium ion transmembrane transport; regulation of cytosolic calcium ion concentration; manganese ion transport
Cellular component (GO): membrane; cation channel complex
Molecular function (GO): inositol 1,4,5 trisphosphate binding; protein binding; store-operated calcium channel activity
Source: RefSeq, a predicted model, not a curated record
GUGCCUGCGUUCUCGCCGCCCCGCGCAGAUCCGCCGUUUCCCCGGGAACCAUGAGGACCCCAGCCUGAGCUCCGAGGAGCGCACACUGCAGCCCCAAACCCAGAAUGUAGACACACACCACAGCUGGCUCCUGUCCGGUGGGUGAUUAGCACAGAUGAACCCGAUGGCGCAGCUGUACUACAAGAAGGUGAACUACUCGCCGUACCGCGACCGCAUCCCGCUGCAGAUCGUGCGCGCGGAGGCUGAGCUCUCCACCGAGGAGAAAGCCUACCUGACGGCGGUGGAGAAGGGCGACUACGCCGGGGUGAAGCACGCCCUGCAGGAAGCGGAGAUCUACUACAACAUCAAUGUGAACUGCAUGGACCCGCUGGGCCGCAGCGCCCUGCUCAUCGCCAUCGAGAACGAGAACCUGGAGGUGAUGGAGCUGCUGCUCAACCACGGCGUCUACGUGGGCGACGCCCUCCUCUACGCCAUCCGCAAGGAGGUGGUGGGCGCCGUCGAACUGCUGCUCUCCCACCGCCGCCCCAGUGGAGAAAAACAGGUUCCCUCCCUCAUGAUGGACAGCCAGUUCUCCGAGUUCACCCCUGACAUCACUCCCAUCAUGCUCGCUGCUCACACCAACAACUAUGAGAUCAUCAAGCUUCUGGUGCAGCGCAAGGUUACCAUCCCGCGACCGCACCAGAUUCGCUGCGACUGCGUGGAGUGUGUGUCCAGCUCCGAGGUGGACAGCUUGCGCCACUCCCGGUCCCGCCUCAACAUCUACAAGACGCUGGCCAGCCCCUCGCUCAUCGCGCUGUCCAGCGAGGACCCUAUCCUCACCUCCUUCCGGCUGGGCUGGGAGCUGAAGGAGCUGAGCAAGGUGGAGAACGAGUUCAAGCAGGAGUACGAGGAGCUGUCACAGCAGUGCAAGCGCUUCGCCAAGGACCUUCUGGACCAGGCGCGCAGCUCGCGUGAGCUGGAGAUCAUCCUCAACCACCGCGACGACCAGAGCGAGGAGCUGGACCCGCGAGAGUGCCACGACCUCGCCAAGCUGAAGCUCGCCAUCAAGUACCACCAGAAGGAGUUUGUUGCCCAGCCAAACUGCCAGCAGCUGCUGGCCACACUGUGGUAUGACGGGUUCCCUGGUUGGCGACGGCGGCACUGGGUGGUGAAGCUGGUGACGUGCUUCAUCAUCGGACUGUUGUUCCCCAUCUUCUCCCUGGUCUACCUGCUGGCGCCCAAGAGUUCGCUGGGCCUCUUCGUCAAAAAACCCUUCAUCAAGUUCAUCUGCCACACCGCCUCCUACCUGACCUUCCUCUUCCUCCUGCUGCUGGCCUCCCAGCACAUUGUACGCACCAACCUGCAUAUGCAGGGCCCCCCUCCCACUGUGGUGGAGUGGAUGAUCCUACCCUGGGUGCUGGGCUUCAUCUGGGCAGAGAUUAAGGAGAUGUGGGAUGGAGGCUUCACAGAGUACGUGCAUGACUGGUGGAACUUGAUGGACUUUGCCAUGAACUCACUGUACCUAGCCACCAUCUCGCUCAAAAUUGUGGCAUAUCUCAAGUACAACAGCUCGCGGCCGCGGGAGGAGUGGGAGAUGUGGCACCCCACGCUGAUCGCCGAGGCGCUGUUCGCCAUCGCCAACAUCUUCAGCUCGCUGCGCCUCAUCUCGCUCUUUACCGCCAACUCGCACCUGGGCCCGCUGCAGAUCUCCCUGGGCCGCAUGCUGCUGGACAUCCUCAAGUUCCUCUUCAUCUACUGCCUGGUGCUGCUGGCCUUCGCCAACGGCCUCAAUCAGCUCUACUUCUACUACGAGACGCAGGCCAAGGACGAGCCAAACCACUGCAAGGGCAUCCGCUGCGAGAAGCAGAACAACGCAUUCUCCACGUUGUUUGAGACCCUGCAAUCUCUGUUCUGGUCCAUAUUCGGCUUGCUCAACCUGUACGUGACCAACGUGAAGGCACGCCAUGAGUUCACGGAGUUUGUAGGGGCCACAAUGUUCGGGACCUACAAUGUCAUCUCCCUGGUCGUCUUGCUCAACAUGCUCAUCGCAAUGAUGAACAACUCCUAUCAGCUCAUCGCCGACCACGCUGACAUAGAGUGGAAGUUUGCUCGCACCAAGCUGUGGAUGAGCUAUUUCGACGAGGGGGGCACGCUUCCUCCCCCCUUCAACAUCGUGCCGAGCCCCAAGUCUGUGUGGUACCUGUGCGUCUGGCUGCACAACCGCCUGUGCCGAAAGGGAGCCCCCAGAGUGGACGAACAGAGGAAACACGAGAACUUCAAGGAAUUCACGGAACGGCAUGCUGAUAACCUGAUCCAGAACCAGCACUAUCAGGAGGUGAUCAGAAAUCUGGUGAAGCGAUAUGUGGCAGCCAUGAUCCGAAGCGCCAAAACAGACGAGGGGCUGACAGAAGAGAACUUUAAGGAGCUGAAGCAGGACAUCUCCAGUUUUCGGUACGAGGUCCUUGACCUGCUGGGCAACAGAAAGCCUCCUCGGCGCACGUACUCCUCCAGCAGCGAGGCGACGCUGAAGGACGAGCCCAACGAGGACGAGGACUGCGGGGCGAGCCGGGGGCCGGGGGGCGAGGACGGCGAGGACGGGGGCAAGCCCAAAAACGUUUCCUUCACCCUGUCGGCUGCCGAGCGCAAGAGCCGGGAGGCCUUCAGCGUCUCCGCCCUCUUCAAGUCCAUGUCGGGGAUGGAGGUCUCGGCGGAGGACAAACCAAAGAGCAACGGCCUCAAGCCCUCCUCGUCCACCCCCACCACUUCCUCCUCUUCCUCCUCCUUCCUCCGCAACGGCAGCCGACUGCAGCGGCUCUCCAGCUCCAAGAAGGACUCCCUGAAGCGGCUGGGCCUGCUGUUCUCGCGCAUGAACGGCCACCUCUCCGACCCGCAGGCCCCCCCCUCCACGCCUGCCACCGCCGCCUACAGCAUCUCCGACGGGCUCCUCCCGCCCCAGGGCAUGUGGCAGGACCUGGGCUUCCCCGACGACCAGCAGGUGACGCGCAGCGAGAUGCACCUGAACCAGCUGGGCGUGGCUGAGGGCGAGCAGCAGAACCAGGCCCCGUCCAGGUCGAACGGGCGGGACAGCCUCCUCCUGCGGCCGCCCGCCUGCGGCCCUCCCCCCUUGCACUGUGCUUCCAGCUUCACCGCCUCCAGCUCGCGCCUGCUGGACUCCAGCGAGGACGUGUUCGACGGCUGGACGGGCCCCUGCGACGGGAUAGACUCAGACUCCGCCCCCUGGGGGCCGGACCAGGAGGAGUCGGUCACCACGCAGCUAUAGAGACCGGGGGGGCGUGGCCACAGAGAGCGCAGCACUGUUAUUGGAUGCAGAGAAACACAGCGAGAUGAAGACAACCUAUAUUUAUAGUAUCAGCUCUUCAUGCGGCUGCAGGGCUCCUUUACUUCAACAUAUUAGCUUGUAGGGGAAAAAAAAAAAAAACUCAAAAUGAAAAAAAAGCUUAAGUUAUUGCAAUAGUAGUACAUAUUAACAUAGAUUCCCCCUCCCACCACCCAAUGUAUGAGACUGUUCCCUGCCUGUGACUUCAGUAACACCCCCCCCCCUCCCUAAAAAGUGAUUUCCUUCAGAAUAUAGGAUCCAGUUUUAACCCUUUUUGUCUAGCCUCAGGCCUUCUUGUCCAUCCGUCUGUCUGUCUGUGCUGAAUGCCUAAGGGACAGGUAGCUACACGGGUAGUGGCACCUGCAGCUAUGUGUUUCUGACCAGCCCAGCAAGGUACACCUAAGCAGGGAGGGGUCCCUGUCCCCCUCUAUCACAAGUGAUCCGAUUGGCUGUGGUCGGAGUGAAGGGGCGGGACGGGAGAAAGUACAUGGGGCUCUUUCCAACUGCUUAUUUUUCAAAAAAGGAGCGAGAAAAGGAGGUGAACAUGAGGGAAUCGAGAAAACUUGAAUUUGGCAAAUGUCAGUUUGAAGCCACAUCUGUAUCUGAAUGUGUGACUGUAACAUCUGUGUGGCAGACGGGGUGACGUGGAUCCACGGGUCGAUCAUUUAUAUGCCACGAAUUCCGGAAAAAUACUUCCGCAAAGGGAUGCGCUCAUGGUUUCUUGCUCAAGUAAGCUUUGGGAGUCUCAAAGAUGGCUGACCUGGAUUGAUUUCUGGGUGAAGCAAAGAACCAGGAGAUGGGAGGUGAGAAGUAAGCGAUUGGAAAGAGCCCGUAGUGUGGAAAGUUGUGUUCAGAUCAUUAAAUCCUCCAUCUUGGCUAGGUGAUGGUGGCUUGCUAAUAUCUUGUUUUGUUCAGGAUACGGUUGUAUCUGUGCCCUAGCGCUCCCCUCUGUUUUAUCUCAGAGCAUCGCUGCGCUAGCUCCAAGUGGUAGCUGGGCCAACCGUUAGUGGUCAUCAGCUAGUUGAGCCAAUGGCUACUGCUCACAUUCUGUGGUCUGUCCAAUUGCAGAACAGAAUGAGUGCUGGCGGUGGUCAGAGAAAGAUGUUCCAGAGACUGGGUUCAGCAUUGUCCUAAUUAACGAUUAAUGUGUUUUUCAACCUCAUCACUGUGGUUGUCCUUUCUGGAUGAACAACCUUAAACCAACAGCAAUUUUUCCUCAGUUAACUCGGAGAGAGAAGAGGUUACCACAGCUUAGUCCACAUUUGAAGUUGUUUGGCAGUUUCUGAUUUAUUUGGAGGUUUUGAUUAUGUUCGUACUUCAUCGACGCGGGUGGAGAGGGAUUUGAAGGUUUCGGGGGAGAUUACAUUUGUGUGUUCGUCUAAGGAAAUCUUAUUUUUCUAAAAUGUAUCAGGCUGCACUAUUAAGCCCAUUUAAUUUCUUACAGCACCAGGUUCAGUAGAACAUUGCCGGAUUAAACAUUUUUUUCUUCUUUUUGAAGGUAAAAGGUGUUGGGAGUGCCAAUUUUUUAAAUCCUAUUUGUUUUGAUCAAUGUGACCAGCAUCUAUGUACAAAAACAACAUGCAGCAAUGAGGCACAAAGCUUCAGCAGAACAUUUCUUAAAAGCGAAACCAAACAAGCCAAUUUUACACCAGUUGCAUUUUUUUUUUGAUAAUGAAAUAGCACUGUUGACGAAUAAAAAAAGGUUUGACUGAAA